AACAUUUUUCAAAGCGGUAAUUAGCAACAACAACAGCAGCAACAUCUAAAGGAGGAGUCAACAAAGAAAUAGCAGAUUAGUUUAAUUUAUUUGAAAAAAGGAAUUAGUUAUUAAAAAACAGCCGCCACCAUUGCGCCCAUAAGCACCACCAUGAACGGCCAAGGCUGUGAGUUAAAUCACAGCAAUGGUGACAUUAUAUCACAGAACCAACAGAAGGGCUGGUGGACCAUUGGUCUAAUCAAUGGCCAGCAUAAGUAUAUGACUGCGGAGACUUUCGGUUUCAAGUUGAAUGCAAAUGGCGCCAGUUUGAAGAAGAAACAAUUGUGGACUCUCGAGCCAUCCAAUACCGGUGAAAGUAUUAUCUAUUUACGAUCUCAUCUGAACAAGUACCUAUCGGUCGAUCAGUUUGGCAAUGUGCUAUGCGAGAGCGAGGAACGGGAUGCGGGCAGUCGCUUUCAGAUAAGCAUCAGUGAGGAUGGCAGCGGUCGCUGGGCACUAAAGAAUGAGUCACGUGGCUAUUUUCUGGGCGGAACGCCCGAUAAACUUGUCUGUACGGCCAAAACGCCAGGAGCUAGUGAAUUUUGGACUGUCCAUUUGGCUGCCAGGCCUCAGGUGAAUUUACGUUCAAUUGGCCGCAAGAGAUUCGCCCAUCUAUCCGAAUCGCAGGAUGAGAUUCAUGUGGAUGCCAAUAUACCAUGGGGUGAGGAUACGCUGUUUACUCUUGAAUUUCGAGCGGAUGAGGGUGGACGUUAUGCCCUGCAUACAUGCAACAACAAAUAUCUAAAUGCCAAUGGCAAAUUGCAAGUGGUAUGCAAUGAUGAUUGUCUCUUUAGUGCCGAAUAUCAUGGCGGACAUUUGGCUCUGCGUGAUCGUCAGGGUCAAUAUCUAUCGCCGAUUGGAUCAAAGGCUGUGCUCAAGUCACGCUCAUCGACAGUCACACGGGAUGAGCUCUUCUCGCUGGAGGAUUCACUGCCUCAGGCCUCAUUCAUUGCCGGCCUGAAUUUGCGUUAUGUGAGCGUUAAACAGGGCGUCGAUGUUACCGCCAAUCAGGAUGAGGUUGCCGAAAAUGAGACAUUCCAAUUGGAGUACGAUUGGUCGGCGCAUCGUUGGGCCUUGCGUACCACACAGGAUCGCUAUUGGUGUCUAUCGUCCGGCGGUGGCAUUCAGGCCACUGGCAAUAGACGCUGUGCCGAUGCUCUAUUCGAAUUAAUCUGGCACGGUGAUGGUUCCCUCUCAUUCCGUGCCAAUAAUGGUAAAUUUUUGGCCACCAAAAGAUCCGGCCAUCUGUUUGCCACCUCCGAGUCAAUUGAGGAUAUAACCAAGUUUUAUUUCUACUUGAUUAAUCGUCCCAUUCUGGUGCUGAAAUGUGAACAAGGAUUUGUUGGCUAUCGUACGCCUGGCAAUUUGAAAUUGGAAUGCAAUAAGGCCACCUAUGAGUCCAUUCUAGUGGAGCGGGCCCAAAAGGGUAUGGUCCAUCUGAAGGCGCACAGUGGCAAAUAUUGGCGUAUUGAGGGUGAAAGUAUUUCGGUUGAUGCUGAUUUGCCCAGCGAUGGAUUCUUCUUAGAGUUGCGUGAACCAACUAGGAUUUGCAUAAGAUCCCAACAAGGCAAAUAUUUGGGUGCCACUAAAAAUGGAGCAUUCAAAUUGCUGGACGAUGGCACCGAUUCGGCCACACAGUGGGAAUUCUAAAGAGAAUAACAAACAAAACUUACAUUACGCACACACACACACACGCACACAGACAUCAACAUAUUAACACCAUCAAAGUCAACAAUGAAUA
Messenger RNA from Drosophila willistoni, 1780 nucleotides. It is a transcript of the gene singed, whose product is annotated as protein singed. Gene Ontology annotation, molecular function: protein-macromolecule adaptor activity; actin filament binding. The record is from RefSeq and is a predicted model, not a curated record. Gene Ontology annotation, biological process: cell migration; establishment or maintenance of cell polarity; actin filament bundle assembly. Gene Ontology annotation, cellular component: cytoplasm; actin cytoskeleton. The transcript is spliced from 6 exons. The coding region runs from base 151 to 1689 and encodes 512 amino acids. Lineage: Eukaryota; Metazoa; Arthropoda; Insecta; Diptera; Drosophilidae.